Myotis myotis is the source of this 2431-nucleotide messenger RNA. RefSeq names its product TNF alpha induced protein 8 like 3 (gene TNFAIP8L3). The coding region runs from base 303 to 1055 and encodes 250 amino acids. Gene Ontology annotation, cellular component: cytoplasm. NCBI's taxonomy places the organism in Eukaryota, Metazoa, Chordata, Mammalia, Chiroptera, Vespertilionidae. Gene Ontology annotation, biological process: regulation of apoptotic process. The transcript is spliced from 3 exons. The record is from RefSeq and is a predicted model, not a curated record.
CCGAACCGCUCGCGCCUCCCCCUCUCCUCCCUUCUCUCUCCAGGCGCGCCCCACCCUCCGCCCCGCGCUCCCCUCGCGCAGGCACCGGCCGGCGGGCGCGGGGAGUGGGGAGCGGGCGGCGCUCGCCGCUGCGGAGCCGCCUCCUGGCCGCGGCCGCCGCGCAUAGUCCAGACCGCACCUCCCGGGCCGCCGCCUCCUGGCUGACCGCACCGACUGCGCCCGACAGCCCGAGCCGGGACGCAGGCUCCCAGCGCCCCGCAGACGGGCAGGAGGCGGUGGACGCCCAGCCGGCAGCCCGCAGCAUGGAUUCGGAUUCCGGCGAGCAAAGUGAGGGCGAGCCCACGACCGCCGCAGUCACGAAUUGGCAGAGGAGUGAGGACAUCUCCAAGGACCACUUACUCUUUACCCCUUUCAAGAGACUUUUCCGGAGAUCUCCUCAGCACCAGCAGAUCUCUCAUCUAGCACCACCAUGCAUAGGAGGGCCAAGCGGGGGUCCCGAUGUGUUUAGUUCAAAGAGUUUUGCCCUUCAAGCCCAGAAGAAGAUUCUGAGCAAAAUAGCCAGCAAGACCGUGGCCAACAUGCUGAUUGAUGACACCAGCAGUGAGAUCUUUGAUGAGCUCUACAAAGUCACCAAAGAGCACACCCACAACAAGAAGGAAGCCCACAAGAUCAUGAAAGACUUAAUCAAGGUGGCCAUCAAAAUCGGGAUCCUCUACCGGAACAACCAGUUCAACCAGGAGGAGGCUGCUAUCGUGGAGAAGUUCAGGAAGAAGCUGAACCAGACGGCCAUGACCAUCGUCAGCUUCUAUGAGGUGGACUACACCUUCGAUAGGAACGUGCUCUCCAAGCUCCUACACGAGUGCAAGGACCUGGUGCAUGAACUGGUGCAGCGACACCUGACCCCCAGGACCCACGGGCGCAUCAACCACGUCUUCAACCACUUUGCUGAUGUGGAGUUCCUCUCCACCCUUUAUAGUCUGGAUGGAAACUGUAGACCAAGCCUCAAGAGGAUGUGUGAAGGAAUCAACAAAUUGCUAGAUGAGAAAGUCCUCUGAAUAUCUUCCCUCCUCCUGGACUUUGCUGCAUUCCAGUCACAGCCCUCCAGUGUGGUCUGGGUGAGAGUCAAGAACGGGAAGAAACCCUCGUCGAAGACGCCCAUGUUCUGUCCUUUUCAUCCCUCUGAUGUGGAUGCCGAAUUGAGCUCAGGUGUGUUUAUCCCCUGAGCUUGCUGACGAGGUCUGUACUUUAAAUCACCUUUGUUUGUGAGCCCAAAGGACAUGUCUUCUAUGCUAAGCAGAAAGGCUGCCCUGCUCAUCAAGGAGAGCUCAGUUCAUCUGUGGAGUAGAAGGAGCCCUGGCCCAGGAGGCAGGGGACAUGGGUUUGGUUCCCAGCUCCACCAGUUAUGACUCCAUCCUCUGGUUCCUUCCCCUCCUGCCUGCUCCCUGGGCUGCUGUGAGGAUCAAAUGAAACAAUGUCCCACGAUUUUGAAAACGCUAAUGUAGGGUCUUCUUUUCCCUUCAGAGUGUGAGAGGAAUCCACUUGGAUCUAGACUAUUAAGCAGCAGAGAACAGAACAAUAGUCUCUGGUGGGCUGGGUUUGCAAUCUGUCUCCAGAUGUGCUAUUUCAAACAAAUUUAAAAUGAAUCUAAAGGUGUGAAAAAGUAUAGCUGCACAUUGGGAAAAUGUUUUUCAAAAGCUCUGUUUUCUGGAUCUUAGAUGUGCGGUUUUAUGAUCCUCCAGCGGGCAGGUAGAGUCCCACCCGUCACGCAGAAGCAGAGAACUGUGCUCCCUGCAGGACCACCCUCCCUCCUCUAAGGGGCACAGUCCGUGAGGCAUAGGAGGGUUUAUUCCAGCUGCACAGGAGAGUCAGGCAAAGUGAACCCCUACCUAUCUUUCUUGGCUUCUCAUAGUCAUUUUGUGCUGUUUUCUCUAGUUUGUUAAUACAUUGAAACUACCCUUCCACCAAGAAGUUUUGGAAUUGUGAUUCAAAAAUAAAAUUCCUGCCCUGACUGGGUGCUCAGUUGGUUGGAACAUCGUCCCAUGCACCAGAAGGUUGCAGGUUGGAUUCCCGGUUGGGGUUGUACUGGAGACAACUGAUCAGUGUUUCUCUUUCACAUCAAUGUUUCUCUCUCUCUCUUUCCCUUCUUCUCUCUCUAAAUCCUCAGGUGAGGAUAAAAAAUAAAAUUCCUUGGAGUUAGAUACAGUGUUAAGGAUAAUGGGAUUUAAAGGAAGAAGAAAAUGAAGAGUAAGGCCUCUGCACUUAGACCCUGCGGGGAAGUCGCCCAGGGGAAACGAGGUGGGGUAUGUGUCCCUGGUCCAGGGGGAGCCAACUCACAGACAUGGUGACUGCCUCUUUUGAAUGUCUCACACUUCGCUUUCACACUGUGGCUUCUGACAUUUUCAUCAAAGUCAUAAUAAACAUCAGGACAAUG